Sinocyclocheilus grahami is the source of this 799-nucleotide messenger RNA. Its product is annotated as proteasome subunit alpha type-1-like. The record is from RefSeq and is a predicted model, not a curated record. Lineage: Eukaryota; Metazoa; Chordata; Actinopteri; Cypriniformes; Cyprinidae. Gene Ontology annotation, cellular component: proteasome core complex. The transcript is spliced from 6 exons. The annotation marks the transcript as partial.
AUCUGGGAUGUUCUUGGAAGUCUCCUGUGCUCUUCCAUCAAAGUCUUCUGUCAUCAGUAUCUCACUGCCUCUCUCUUUCUGAAAAGCAACUUCAUGCGGCAGGAGUGUCUGGACUCCAGGUUCGUCUUCGAUAGACCUCUUCCUGUGUCUAGACUGGUCUCGCUCAUCGGAAGCAAAACUCAGAUUCCCACACAGCGCUACGGCAGACGGCCCUAUGGAGUGGGGCUGCUGAUCGCAGGAUAUGAUGACAUGGGGCCGCACAUCUUCCAGACGUGCCCCUCAGCCAACUACUUUGACUGUAAAGCCAUGUCGAUCGGCGCUCGCUCGCAGUCGGCCCGCACAUACCUGGAGAGACACAUGGAGGCCUUCUUGGACUGUAAUCUGAAUGAGCUGGUGCAGCAUGGUCUGCGUGCGCUGCGGGAGACUCUUCCUGCUGAACAGGAUCUGACCACAAAGAACGUGUCCAUUGGGAUUGUGGGAAAGGAAAUGGAGUUCACCAUCUAUGACGACGAUGAUGUGGCAUCGUUCCUGGAGGGUCUGGAGGAGAGACCCCAAAGAAGGGUGGCCCAGCCAGCAGAUGAAGCGGCUCCAGCUGUACCUGAUGAACCCAUGGAGCACUAGCAUGUUCUUCUGUAGUUCUGUCUGUGGCACUUCAAGUUGACUGGAGCUUCUCUGGCUCACUGAAAUAAAAUAAAAAAGUAACAUUUAAACUCCUCACACAUUAUACAUUACACAAUGAAACCUACAUUUUCUAUCUGUGAGUUUAAGAGUAAUAAAACUGUUUUUGUUUCUUUCUGAG